AUGGUAAAACAGAUAUCACCAGAAGCUGGAUCCUCUCCUUCAGAUGAAGGGUUAUUUGAUGAUCCAGAAAUCAUUUCUACCAUAAAUACUGAUUAUGGAUCAUACCUGAAUGCUGUGGCCUGUCUAAAUGAUGAAGAAAUCUGGACAGAAGGAAAUGAGAGAACCAUGAAUAUAUUCAGAAUCAGUCAGGGCUCACUACUCAAAUCAAUCACAACCAAGUCAGGGUGUAUCCCAGAGGACAUAGCAGUUACAAAACAUACUGAUUCCGGAGGGAGAACAGUUAUCAUUGUGAGGAAUAAAAAGAUAAAGACUGUGCUGAGUGUGUUCAGUCUUAAGGACUGGGUACCUGGCCAUAUCUGUACCACCCACUAUGGUGAACUUCUGGUAGUCAGUAAUGAUAACAAAGAAAGAAAGAUUGUCCGCUACUCAGGCUUCGCAGAAAAACAAACCAUUAAGUUUGACGAUGAGAGUAAACCUCUCUUUUCAUAUGGUUAUACUAAAUACAUCAGUGAGAAUAAGAUCCUGGAUAUCUGUGUGGCUGACAAUAAUGCAAAAGCAGUUGUAGUGGUCAAUCAGGCCAGGAAACUGAGGUUUAGGUACAAUGGGCAUAAAUCUGCUCUAGGGAGUAAUGCUUUCAAACCAGUGGGAAUCACCACAGACAGUAAAAGUCACAUCCUAACAACUGAUUCCGUCAAAAACUGUGUCCACAUCAUUGAUCAGAAUGGACAAUUCCUCUGUUUCUUAAACUGUGGACUGCAUAAACCCUGUACUGAUACAAAUGAUCACCUGCUUGUUGUCGAAUGUGCAAGCAAACAUGUAAAGAAAAUCAAAUAUCAGCAAUGA
Messenger RNA from Saccostrea echinata, 843 nucleotides. RefSeq lists its product as uncharacterized. The record is from RefSeq and is a predicted model, not a curated record. The coding region runs from base 1 to 843 and encodes 280 amino acids. The transcript has a single exon. Lineage: Eukaryota; Metazoa; Mollusca; Bivalvia; Ostreida; Ostreidae.